AUGGAUAGCAAAAGUGGGACGGCAUAUGAAUUUGAAUGUGAAUUUCUUGGAAUAAAAGCCAUGAAGAAUAUAAGGAAAUGUCAUGAGGUUAAAAUGUGUUCCCAUUCUGCUGAAGAAUUAAAUUCUUCACAUGAUUCAGUAAAAUUUAAAACCAAUACCUAUAAGAAUAUAUACAAUACUUAUAAACAUUCAAUUGAAAAGUAUACAAUCAAUUUUUUUGUAAUAUGUUCUAAAACUUCUUGUCAGUUUAUAAAUUGUAAUGGAAGUCCAAAGAUUUGCAGACACAAAGUACUUAGUGAAGGUAGUUCAACAAAAUAUUUUAUUGGAUGUAAUAGAUUACUAUACAUGCUGUCCAAAUUAUUUUGGGAUGCCAUAAUUAUAAUUUGGGAUGCCAUAAUUCAUUCAGUAUUUAAGAUACCUUUAAAUGUAAAUAUUGAGCGCUUAAAAGAAUUAUUCCAAAAUUACAACUUUUAUGCUAAUUCUACAGAAAAGGAUUUUACAUCAAAUACAGCUCUUGAUAACUGUUAUACUGUACUUCCAUAUAACUCAAAAAAUAAAAAAUGCUAUUUUCCACAUAAAUUUUCUAACAAUACAGUUACUAAUGGUGGUUUAAUUAUACAUAAACCAUGUCAAGUUAGAUUCUAUUAUUUACAAUCUAUUAUGAACGAUGAAAAUUUGUCAAAUCUUACAGCUAGAAAGUUUUUGACUAAACUAACACUGCUAACAUAUUUAAAUGGCUUAUCCUUGAAUUCCAUUCAUCCAAGCUUAAAUAAUCAAUCAAAAGUCAAUUAUUUAAUUGCAAAAGAAAAAAGAUCAAAACAUCCACAUAGACAAAAUAUUUUUAGUACUGUGCAUGAGUUUAUAAAAAAUAAAGAUUUAGAUGAUGCUUAUAUAUGUAAAAUAACUUUGACAUUUGCAAGAGUUUUUACAAACAAUGAAAGCGUAGAUGCAUAUCAAAAUAUGUUUGCAGCUGUGUUUUCAGUUGUAAAGGAAGACACAAAUAGUGAAAUUUGUUUUUAUCAUAUUGAUGGUAAAGGAAUAGGAUGUAUAUUGAAAUAUCAGACAAAAUCUAAAAUACCAACUGAAAUUAAAAAAAUGAUGUAUGCAAUACCACAUUUUGAGACAAAAGCUAAAGUUCUGAAUGUGCUUGAACAAAUAAAGCUCAUACAAAAUAAACAAGCAAUUGACUGGGUGAAUAACAAAAGCAAAGAAUGCAGUUUGGCAGAACCUCACUUACUUAUAAGAUAG
Molecule: messenger RNA, 1248 nt
Organism: Rhizophagus irregularis DAOM 181602=DAOM 197198
Lineage: Eukaryota; Fungi; Glomeromycota; Glomeromycetes; Glomerales; Glomeraceae
Source: RefSeq, a predicted model, not a curated record